Molecule: messenger RNA, 3756 nt
Organism: Adelges cooleyi (spruce gall adelgid)
Lineage: Eukaryota; Metazoa; Arthropoda; Insecta; Hemiptera; Adelgidae
Gene: subdued
Product: anoctamin-1
Exons: 18
Coding region: 462-3134 (890 amino acids)
Biological process (GO): chloride transmembrane transport
Cellular component (GO): plasma membrane
Molecular function (GO): protein dimerization activity; chloride channel activity
Source: RefSeq, a predicted model, not a curated record
AUUUGCAUUUCACCUGACUUUUAGGCUUGAUCUGUUAGAGUUUGGAAUUUGUACCUCUUCAGAAGUACAUUCUACUUUUAGUGUAGUUGUUGUUAACUUAAGUUUUCGUUAGUGUCAAGGGAUUUUUCCAGUACCGAAAUCCUACUUUAAUUUUUUUUUUUUUAUUAUUGUGAAUGUUUUUUUUAAAGAUAAUUUUUGCUUAAAUAUUUGUUUCGUGAUGAUGCAGCUAUUUUUAAAAUGUAUCCCACGCAAAUAACUUUAGCAAAUUGUAUUAUUUUACAUAAAAUACAGUCUUGUUAUUAGAUUGUUGUGGUAAUUAACUUCGAGGAAAUACAGAAUCAGAAAAAAUGCACGCUGGAGGGGAUUUGUCUUGACCCUUUAUUUUAUAAUAUUCAGUGUGUGAUUGCACGGUGUGCUAAUCUAAUGUUACCACAAUUUAAUCCAACUAUAGUUUUAAGCAUAUGAGUGAAUCUGAAGACGAAACUGAAUCGAUGGAGACUACAAGGAUGUAUAAGGACGACUUAGAGUUGUCCCGUUUUUCACUAUACCUCAGCUCGCAAGACCUUAUAAAUGAAUCUCCACAUUAUAACCAAAACUCUAGGUUGAGUGUUACUUUUGACUCAUUACCCGGAGAAGCAUCAGUCGAUUUUGUUCUGGUUACUUCUUCCAAAGCCCGAACGCCAGUUGAUAUAAACGGGUGGAACCGAAGGUCUGCAUUUGAAGAGCGCAUGAAGGAACAAGGUUUACUUCUUGAAGAAGAUAUUGUUGGUGGGUUGACAUUUGUCAAAGUGCAUGCUCCUGUUCCUGUCUUGCGUAGAUAUUGUGAAAUUUUGAAAUUGCGUAUGCCUAUGAAAGAGUGCCCAUUGUCGGAAAAUAUUCCCGAAGGAGGGUUUGAUAUAUUUGAAAAAAUUAAACUAAUAUUAGGAAAAAUUGUAAGAGUUUUUAUUACUAUCGAUCCUGGGAAAAUGACUCCGUCAAAGUACAUUUUAGCAGCCGAGUAUUCCCGUGACAAAAGCUAUUUAUUUAACGAGGAUGAUCCAAAUUUUUUUUCAGCAGAAGUAAGAACUCUAGUUAUAGAUUUCAUCUUGAAUAGAAUGAGUUGGGGAAAGGAUCAAUCUGAUAUUAAUUGUGUUGGAAUUCAAUGUCUGUUGGACGAAGGUGUUUAUAAAGCUGCUUAUCCAUUACAUGAUGGCGAACAUACUACUGAAAAUACUCUACGACAUGAAUUGUACGUCGAGUGGGCUUUGAUGAGCAAAUGGAUUCGUAGACAACCGAUCGAUCAAAUUAAAGAAUAUUUAGGCGUAAAAUAUGCUUUUUAUUUUACAUGGCUGGGAUUCUAUACACACCUGUUGAUCCCAGCUGCCAUUUUGGGACUAAUAGUAUUCUUUUAUGGUAUUUUUACUUUCCCAAAAGACUCAUUCAGUGCUGACAUUUGUAAUGCAAAUGACGUUGUAAUGUGUCCUUUAUGCGAUCGUACAUGUGAUUAUUGGGAACUAUCGAACACUUGUUUUUAUGCAAGACUUACACAUUUAUUCGACAACGAUUUGACUGUAAUAUUCGCUUUUCUUAUGUCUAUAUGGGCAACUUUAUUCCUGGAGUUAUGGAAAAGAUACUCGGCAACCAUAACACAUCGUUGGGGGUUUACUGGGUUUUCUUUAGAAGCUGAACAUCCAAGGCCUCAGUAUCUAGCACGUCUGUCUGGAACAAAACAUUCAAAGGUGAAUGUAAUUACUGGAAAUAUCGAACCAACUGUACCUUUGUGGAAAAAAAUUCCUGCCAUGUUAUUUAGCAUUUCUAUUCUCUUACUUUUAAUUAUGGUCGCGGUUGCUGCAGUGUUUGGAAUUGUUCUAUAUAGGAUGUCUGUCUUGGCCUCUUUGAGUCUCACUAAUCAAUCGGAUUGGAUGAAUUCUUACAGCAACAUACUCAUCCCGACUACAGCGGCUAUCAUUAACUUAGUCUGCAUUCAGUUAUUGAACUUUGUUUACGAUAAAGUUGCUAUUUAUUUGACUGAAAUGGAACUAUUACGCACACAAACGGAGUUUGAUGAAUCGUUAACAAUUAAAAUUUAUCUCUUCCAGUUUGUCAAUUACUAUACUUCUAUUAUUUAUAUAGCAUUUUUAAAAGGCAAACAUGUAGGUUAUCCGGCCAAGUAUAAACGUAUAUUCAAUUUAAGGCAAGAAGAAUGCAGUCCAGGCGGAUGUCUUAUGGAACUUAGCAUUCAGUUGUUCAUCAUUAUGGUCGGACAACAAGCAGUGAACACUAUUGUUGAAAUGAUAAUCCCAGUGGGUUUAAAUUGGUUCAAUUCACGCACUGAAGCUACUGGUCAGCUUGAUGCUCAAAAAUCAUCGUCCGAAGAAAAAGAUUUAGCGAUGUCUGUUAAAAAACCGUGGAUUGAAGAUUAUAAACUUUUAGACUGGGGUCCAAGAGGGCUUUUCCCUGAAUAUCUGGAAAUGGUGAUGCAAUACGGUUUUGUUACGUUAUUUGUAACCGCGUUUCCACUGGGACCAUUUUUCGCUUUACUAAAUAACGUUUUCGAAAUGAGAUUGGAUGCCAAAAAGUUCUUGCGUUACUACCGCAGACCAAUACCUCACAGGAUUCCCAAUAUCGGUGUAUGGUAUCGCGUAUUAGAUAUUAUAGGAAAACUGGCAGUUAUCACAAACGCUUUUAUUAUUGCGUUUUCAUCAAAUUAUAUUCCUCGUUUGGUUUAUAUACUUAUGAAAAGCGAAGAUGGUACAGAUCAAGGAUUUUUGAAUAGUACUUUAGCGUACUUUGACACUAAAGACUUUGAAGACGGAGUUGCUCCCUUAGGGACAUCAUACAAUGUCACCCACUGCCGUUAUAAAGAUUAUCGAAACCCACCCUGGUCACCCGAGAAGUACGAAAGGCCUACGUUUUAUUAUGAAGUACUCGUGGCACGUCUCACGUUCAUUGUUAUCUUCCAGAACAUUGUAUCGUUGGUAAAAGUAGCUGUUCAGUGGUUGAUACCUGACGUGCCGACCACACUAAGCGAUAGAAUCAAACGAGAAUCGUACCUAACAACGCAGAUGAUUAUCAAGCAAGAAGCAAAAAAAGCAGCAGAAAUCGAACAUAACACUGGUAUGUUACAUGAUGAUGAUGAACCAAAAAGCUUUUAAGACUUGAUAUUGCGACUAGUAAUAUUGUGUAGGUAUAAAUAUUGAGGAGAAAAAGACAAAUUUCUUCUAACCUAUUUUAAACUUUAAAUCAAUACAUUGUACUUUUAUAUUGUAUCCUACUUAUCAUUUGUUUCGGGUACAAUUAAUGAUUGCCAUUUGUUUUGUUGAUGACAUUUUUUUAUUUUUUUGUCUGUAUUCGCAUCAAAUGUAAUUUUUUACCUUUAUUUUUGUACGUCAAUAUUUAUCUUUGUGACCAAAGAAUCUCUCUUUUUUUUAUGUAUAAAUAAAUAAUAUUAUUAAACAGACAUCCAUGAUAACUAUUAAAACUGCCAUAAAAUGCAUUUUAGCCAUUAAUACUGUAUUUUUAUUCUGCUGGUCAGAGAACAAUUGUUGCAAUUUCAACAUGAUUACUUACAUAGUUUAUAUUGUUAUAAAUAUAUAUAGUCAUUUAUUAUAAACAAUUGAAUCUGUAAUAACUAAGAUUAACUAUUGUAUAAUAUGUUAUUAUAAAACAGACUGUUAAUGUUAUUAUUUUUUUGUUAUGGUGAAUAUUGUGAUUGUAGUAUAAGGUUUUUACCAAUUUCGGUGCUUCUCAAAUCUCUUACUGACAUUUGUGAUUGUU